Neoarius graeffei (lesser salmon catfish) is the source of this 3003-nucleotide messenger RNA. RefSeq names its product interphotoreceptor matrix proteoglycan 1b (gene impg1b). The record is from RefSeq and is a predicted model, not a curated record. Gene Ontology annotation, biological process: visual perception. The coding region runs from base 1 to 3003 and encodes 1000 amino acids. Lineage: Eukaryota; Metazoa; Chordata; Actinopteri; Siluriformes; Ariidae. The transcript is spliced from 17 exons.
AUGUCAUCUCAGGGAGUACCGUACUUCCUCUACACUGUCACCUCUGGCUUCCUCAUUAAGGAUUUGAAUAUAAACCAGCAUACAGAUUCCUACCUCACUCGGGACCAUUUAUCAGAGAAAAGAAACGUCAAAUACAGGCAUUUCUAUGAGGCCUCAGGAACAGCCAGGCAUCUGUCUGCUGUCCGAGAAGCUCUUAUCCUUCGAGUGAAGAGAUCAGCACUAUCCAGUACAGGGGGCAAAGCAUGUCCUCAGGAGAACAUGAACAUGGCAGAGGUCAUCGCCGACCACAAAUCAUACUACAAACUGAGAGUCUGCCAGGAAGCUAUAUGGGAAGCCUUCCAAAUUUUCCUGGACAGAGUACCUGACACUACAGAGUUCCAGCAGUGGGUACAUGCUUGUCAAACAGACUCACUGUGUGUGAAGGACUUGGCCCAUAAUUUCAGCAACAGCCAGGAACACCUUGACACAGUGGCCAGGCGACUAAGCACUCAAGAUAACCAAGAGCCCACAUCUGCAGCAGGCAAGAAAUGUUCAAAAACUCCUGAACAGAAAUUUGCCAUGGAUUCACAAAAGACUGAGGUCUCAGCUGUGCAGCAUAUAAUAGAAUUCAGUGUGACCGUAAAGAAUCCGGAUUACAGUCAGCUGCAGAGAGACCCUGACAACUUGCGAUAUCAGGAUGCCGCUCACAGUCUUCAUGAGCAGAUGCUCAAAAUUUUCAACAAACUUUCUGGUUUCAAAGAGAUUCAACUGCUGGGAAUUCAUCCUGGAAGUGAUGCAGUGCGCUAUGCCGUGGUGUUUGAGACAGAAGCAGACUCUACAGAAAUAAUUCCCUCAGGGACAGAUGGAGAAUCUGGCAUAGAAACAGCCCUGAAGGACAUGGUAUUAAAGGCCCUGAGAGAGGCUGCAUCACUGCAUUUGGAUAUUCAUUCUCUCAGCUUUGAACCGACUAGACAAAAUCAUUUAAAAGACCUGCCAACAGAUAAACCAACACAUCUACCUGGGGUUAUUAGUAAGCAAGCAAUAGUGUCCAUCUAUGAGGAAACUACUGAGUCAACUAACAUAUCAGAGGAAAAAGCAUCUCCAAAUGGAACUCAAGGGAGGGAUAAGGAGGCAACAGGGAGCACAUUUCCUCCUUUUCCUACUGUAACUACACUGAUGACCAUUACAGAGCCAUCUCCACCUGAACCAAGUGGUGGCCCAAAGCUAAAGGAAGCUGAGGAACGAAAUAUAAUCAUUAAGGUUGAAGGACAUAAGAGGAACACUACUUUGGAUUCCCUAUCAAAGGUGCCUGAAGUGGAACAGUCUCUUAGAAGUGAAAUUCUUGCCAUGCCCACCUCACUGAACUUGAAUUCCAUUAAAGCUGUAAGAGCAUCUACUUCAAAUCAAUAUUCAGAGAGUUUAGUUGAUGUAUCAGAAGCUUCAUUUAAAGUCAAAAUAUCAGUUAUGCCAUACUUUACCCGAACUGAGUUGCCUAAAACAGAGCACACAACAGGCGAUACCUUUGGGGCCAUGGAUGUCAUUUCCGAAACUCCUGAACCCAACAGUUUUACAGGGAGUCCUGAGGUACUUGGCACAAAUGAGCCCACAGAGUUAAUAAGGUUCUCUUUAGUACCCAGGACUGAAGGUACCAUCCAGCAUAUGCAGUCUGCCUCAGUCCCUCAAACUGUAUCUUCUGUAGAUUUACCCUAUUUGCCCUCAGCCCUACCUGGAAAUUUCCUUGAUAAGGAAGGACAGUUUGUCCAAACCCAUUCCUCUCAUCAGACUGAAGCAUGUGACAAUCAGGACUUUAAUAAAGGCUUGCCAUCUGAGACAGACAACCCACAAUCCUCAGUCCACUCUCUAGACAAAGACGUUGGGGUGUUCUUUAGUUUACAGUUAACCAACAUGAUCUUUUCAGAGGAUCUCUUUAAUAGGGGCUCACCUGGAUACAAGUCUCUGGAGAACACAUUCCUUGAAAUAAGACAAACUUCUGAAUCCAGUAAUGUGCCAAACCCAGAGCCUUCCAGUAAACAAACUAAGAAGGAACAGCAGACAUUAGCCUCAAUACCGUUGCUCCAGUUUCUACAGUCCAAUCUGACUGGCUUUACAGAGCUGCACAUCCUCAACUUCAGAAAUGGCAGUGUGGUAGUAAAAAACAGGAUGAAGUUAGCCAAACCAGUGGUGGAUAAUAUCACCAAGUUUGUGCCCUGCACUCUUGAUUUGAGAAAUGCUGCCUCAAAGAGAACGGAUAAUGAAAUUGACACUCAGUCAGCUGAUCAUGGUGAUCCAUGCAAGUACAUGGAUUGUAAUGAGUUUUCUCACUGUGUUUUGAACACACUGACUACUGAGCCCGAGUGUCUGUGUGAUCCUGGCUACAGCACAGUGGAUGGUCUGCCCUGUCAGAGCAUCUGCAACCUUCAACCCAACUAUUGUUUCAAUGGGGGACUAUGUGAGAACAUACCAGGAUAUGGACUCAGCUGCAGAUGUCCUGCAGGUAAAUAUUGGUACUAUGAUGGAGAUCGCUGCAGUGAGCUGGUGUCUGUGCCAGUCGACCAGUUCAUAUUUGUACUUUGUCUGAUGGGAAGUCUCACAGUGGUGUGUGCUGUGAUUAGCCUGUUAGUGUUCAUUAACAGGAAAUGUAUAUGGACCAGAAAGACUGCGACACUAGCGCAUUCACACUGUCCCCUCUCUAUGGAGGGAAUUACGAGAGUGAAUCCAGUCUUUGAGAAUGAUGAUGGUAUCUUGACUCAUGUGUCGAGCAUCAGCUGUCCCACAAUCACUGACUCUGGCUCAUCCCAAUUCUCUGACCAGGGCUCAUUUCACUCACUGGAAAACAUGCACCUUAGCAUUGAGAUUCCCAGGCAACUCUACACAACAAGGUCAGAAAAGUUAGUAUCAGAAAUAGUUGGUUUCCAUCACUGCAUACCACAUAUUGAGACAUGGAGGCUGUCGAAUGAACACAGGACAUUAUGUUCUUUUCUGAGAGGAUCUGACAGUGAUGGAUUUGAAGUGACUUUGUUAUGA